CCCUUGAUGACAUGUAAUGUUAAAAAAUGAAACCUUGAUAGUUUAUGAAUGUAAUUGAAUAAGUGUGAAAAUUAUGUCUUGUUAUUAUGAAGAUAAAUUUACUUUUUGUUAAAUGGCAUACAGGUUUGAUAUGGGUUUCAACAUGGUUGAUGGUGUUGGUGUGGAAAAAUGUGAAUGGUCACAAAAUUCUAUCAGAAAUAGACCCAUUAUCUAUCAAAAGGACACCCAAUCUUUCAGUUGGCUUGACAGAUAACACUUUACAGCUCACCAAUAGCAGAAAUCCAACAGCUAAUUACAAAAGCUUGAAGUAUGAUUCAAUUGUGGCCAAAAAUACAUCAGAGAAAAGUUUGAAUAUGGUUGUGAGCAGUAGACAUAUUAACAAAAACAAAAAUUACCAGAAUAAAAAUAAAUUUAAUUUUAUACGGAAACAUACUCGCUUAAAGAAGAGUGUUACAGAGAAUGUCAGCAAAGACAAUGACGUGAAACCAAAGAUCUCAACUCUAAACCUUACAACAAAUUUAACAGAUGUACAAUUGGCUCAUUAUAGAGAACUGUAUUUUAAAUUAAGUAUGAAAAAACAAAUGGAGUUUGACGCUCAGAUAGCCUAUUUCUGUAUGUUUUUUAUAAUAAUAGUCAUAUGUUUUGCCUCAUGGUUUGCUGGUAUAUGUAGAAUAAGAAAACAUUCAGUCAUGGAAGUUUUAGAUUUUGAGAAUAGUCAACCUUUAACAACAGUCAAAGAUGUGAUGUUGAGAAAGUCUAGAUAUUUACCAAUGUUUGAAAAUUUUUAUAAUAAAAAAAAGAUGAAAGUCAGCAGAGGAACAAAUCCAUGA
Molecule: messenger RNA, 830 nt
Organism: Lottia gigantea (owl limpet)
Lineage: Eukaryota; Metazoa; Mollusca; Gastropoda; Lottiidae
Exons: 4
Coding region: 87-830 (247 amino acids)
Source: RefSeq, a predicted model, not a curated record